Molecule: messenger RNA, 1910 nt
Organism: Capra hircus (goat)
Lineage: Eukaryota; Metazoa; Chordata; Mammalia; Artiodactyla; Bovidae
Gene: LRRC39
Product: leucine rich repeat containing 39
Exons: 9
Coding region: 216-1220 (334 amino acids)
Molecular function (GO): protein binding
Source: RefSeq, a predicted model, not a curated record
GACAUUACAUUUCACCCAGCUACAGUCUGAGGAUUUUCAUCACUGGGAGCCGCACUGAAAACAAUUCUGCCUUCAGUCCACUCCUAGUUGAUACACUGACUUUGGACAUGUCAGCUCCUGUAUGCACUGACCGCGGUCCUUUCUGAGAUGGCAUCUGUGAUUCAGUUAUUCAAAAUUUAAUGAAGUCGGUGACCCUGUGACAAUGUGGAGAAAUCAUGUCAGAAAAUGUGGUUAGUACUGGGGCUGUCAAUGCUGUGAAGGAAGUUUGGGAAAAAAGAAUAAAGAAACUCAAUGAAGACCUGAAGCGAGAGAAGGAAUUCCAACAAAAGCUAGUGCGAAUCUGGGAAGAACGAGUAUGCUUAACCAAGCUAAGAGAAAAGGUCACCAAGGAAGAUGGAAGAGUCAUUUUAAAGAUAGAAAAAGAGGAAUGGAAGACUCUCCCUUCUUCUCUACUAAAACUGAACCAGCUACAGGAAUGGCAACUUCAUAGAAUUGGCUUGCUGAAAAUUCCUGAAUUCAUUGGAAGGUUCCAGAACCUUAUUGUGUUAGAUUUAUCUCGAAAUACAAUUUCUGAGAUACCUCGAGGAAUUGGACUGCUCACUAGACUUCAGGAACUGAUUCUUAGCUACAAUAGAAUCAAAACUGUCCCCAUGGAACUAAGUUACUGUGCCAGCUUGGAGAAACUUGAACUUGCUGUUAACAGAGACAUAAGUGAUCUUCCACAAGAGCUCAGCAAUUUGUUAAAGCUUACUCACCUUGAUUUGAGUAUGAACCUCUUUACUACAAUCCCUCCUGCUGUGUUGAACAUGCCUGCUCUUGAGUGGCUUGAUAUGGGAAGCAACAGACUCAAACAACUUCCUGAUACUAUAGAAAGAAUGCAAAAUCUACAUACAUUAUGGUUGCAACGGAAUGAAAUAACAUGUUUGCCAGAAACAAUCAGCAGUAUGAAAAAUCUGAGUACUCUUGUUCUCAGCAACAAUAAACUGCAAGAUAUUCCAGUGCGUAUGGAAGAGAUGACCAAUCUAAGGUUUGUCAACUUCCGAGACAACCCAUUGAAAUUGGAAGUAACACUUCCUCCCAGUGAAAACAUAGAUGAGGAAGAGGAACGGGAAUUAUUCGGCCUUCAGUUCAUGCACACAUACAUACAGGAGUCACGGAGAGCAGGUAACCAAGUCAACUGCUCAACUACUUCCCCAAACUCCAUAGAUGCUGAUGGAUAGUAUAAUUCAAGAUGCCCUGCUGAAGAGGAUUGCUUUGGGAAUUUGGUGAAUUCUCUAAUGUUUGGAUUUCUAAAGUAAAAAACAAAGCCAUUACUACUAAGUUCAAUGAGGCCACAACAUUUUUAAAGUUCACAUUAUCUGCUAUUUAAAUAUUUCCAUGAAUAUAAAAAUACAAUUAAAAAAAUUAUUUUUGGUGGAAGACAGAUGUUGUUCAAAAUUUCUUUCUUAUUAAGCACUUGUUUCUGGUGGUGAAGAAUGAUUUGGUAAAGCAGUUAACAAUACAUUUUCCAAAGAUACCAGAGGUUCUAUAUAGUACUGUAAAGCAGGACUGAAGCCUUUCUGCUGUAAAUACUUGAUUCGGCCUUGGUCAAUCAGCAAUUUACAAAGAUGCCCUAUUUUCUUCUUUUCUUCAACAGUAAGAAACCUAAAUUGAAUAAACACACAUAACACAUUAUUAAAAUUUUGUAAAACCUUAUAAAAAUUAUUUUAGCUAUUCCUAUUUACUGACAAACUGCUAAAUAACGCACAGUAUGUUCUAGGUGCUAUGUUCUAUGCGUCAAAAAAACGUUUUGUUAAUGCCAUAAUAAAAGUGUGUGUAUUUUAACUUAUUCUAAAAUUAGAUGGUAAAAUAUAUUUUCAUGAAUGAAUUUUUGGCAAUACUCAUCUAAAAAUAAAGUACAGCAAAAAUAA